Messenger RNA from Pseudocercospora fijiensis CIRAD86, 381 nucleotides. RefSeq lists its product as uncharacterized. The record is from RefSeq and is a predicted model, not a curated record. The annotation marks the transcript as partial. Lineage: Eukaryota; Fungi; Ascomycota; Dothideomycetes; Mycosphaerellales; Mycosphaerellaceae. The transcript has a single exon.
AGGCGUCCACGAGAGACAUUCAAGAUCUUAGCACACCACCGACCUUCCAACAUACUUGGCAAGUCAUUGAUAGUCGCAAUGGUGGAUAUGGAGCCAAAUGCAGCGUCCCCACCUCAUACUCAUGGUGGUUCUGCUGUCGUGGCAUGCUCGAUCGAGGGCACUGUGCUCAACCAGAUGAACUCAAGUGCGCCUUUUGAGGUCAAAAAGGGCGGGAUGUGGUACGAGGCUCCCGGGUGCCAUCAUGUUCGCGGAGAGAAUGCCAGCAAAACAGAAAAGGCCAGUUUCUUUGCCGUAUUCGUUGUCGAUGACGAGGUCGUCAAGAAUGGCUAUGAAGGCCUGUUGGUGAUUGAUCAAGCCAUCAUAGAUUCGGAUGCUGCAUGA